AUGUGCCAUCAUAUGUCUCUGCAGACAAUACUUCCUGCUGCUGGUCUAACUAUUGAGAUAAUUACUUUCUUUGCAACCACCCGUGUUCGCAAUUGUGAUGAACUGCCUAAUGAAAUCAAUGAGUUUGAGCCAGCUAAUUACCAGAAUAUUCUGGAUGGUUCCUUGGAUCCGAACUACUUAAUUGAUCUUAUUGGAAAACUUCUCGAUUUGAAUAUUAUCAUCCAGCGUUAA
Messenger RNA from Thlaspi arvense, 231 nucleotides. The record is from the annotation of a GenBank genome assembly. NCBI's taxonomy places the organism in Eukaryota, Viridiplantae, Streptophyta, Magnoliopsida, Brassicales, Brassicaceae.